AUGAGUGACAAGUGUGCUGGUGGAUUUUGCGCUGCGACUGUUCUUUGUGUUAUUUCAGUGGCAACUGCAGUUAUCUGUGGCAUAUUCACGUUAGCCUUCCCCGUGCCUUCGUAUAUAUUUGGCAAUGAUAUGAAGGACUUUGCUGCAUGUGAUCCUGAUAAUACACUUCAGCCAUACGACUUGGCCUAUAACACUGGGUAUUACUUUGGAUUGCUGAAUAUCAUAUUCACAUGUGUGUGCUUUGGUAUAGCACUCUUUUCGAUCAUACCCGGAGUUGGUAUGUUGAACUGGAUCAUUGCAUUACCGGCGUCAUGUGGGUCAAUAGCUUUCUUUGUUCUUGGUAUUGUUAUUUUAGUGCAGGGACUUGGUAUUGAUUGGAAAGAUCUUGCUGCAGACAAGAGAAAAUGCGUUGAAGCACAAUACAAGUGCUGUUUUGAUACAACCGACUGUGAAUGCACUGAAGAAAUAGAAGGGAAUGUUGUGAAGUGCACCAAAGACUGUAAAAAGGAAUUCAUAGAUGAAGCAGAAUACAAAAUUAAAGUCAUUGGCGCAAUGAAUAUUGUGGGGUCGGGUUAUAUGGGCUUCUAUACAAUCACAGCAAGUAUUACCACAUGGGCAGCGCUUGCAUUCUGUUGUGGUGCUUGUUUCAUGAAAGAAUAA
This is a messenger RNA of Entamoeba invadens IP1, 660 nucleotides long. RefSeq lists its product as hypothetical. The transcript has a single exon. Lineage: Eukaryota; Evosea; Mastigamoebida; Endamoebidae. Bases 1 to 660 code for a protein of 219 amino acids. The record is from RefSeq and is a predicted model, not a curated record.